CCCCACCGGCGUGACGUCACAUAUCGUGGGCGGGGCCUGGCCCUGGUCUCCGGGCCCGCGGGGCACGGGCCGCUCCGUGGACGCCGCGCGUGGGGUAGCCGAGGGGCCGCCGCGGCCGGAGCGGUGCCUGCCAGACCUAGCUGUGCUCAGGGCUUACUCCUAGCUCUGAGCCUCAGAAGUCAUUCCUGAUGGUGCUCUGCUCAGGGGACCAUACAGCAUACCAGGGAUCGAACCCAGGUCCGUUGUGUGCAAGCACCAGCAGCUCCCGCCUCCGCUGACGGAGCCAUGAGGAGAGUCCCCACGAGCGGAAACCUGAGGAUGACGAAGGUGGCCUACCCGCUGGGCCUCUUCGUGUGCCUGUUUAUCUACAUGGUCUACAUCAAGUGGCACUGGGCCUCUGCCACGCAGGCCUUCCUCAGCCUCACCGAGGCCGCCACGGGAGCCCGGCGGGCCCAGCAGACCCGCGGCCCCUCUGGGGUGGCCCCCCGCGGCCAAGAGGUCUUCUACGGCAUCAUGCUGGACGCGGGGAGCACCGGCACGCGAGUGCACAUCUUCCACUUCUCCCGCCGGCCCGGAGAAACUCCCACCUUGACCCAUGAAACCUUCAAAGCACUGAAACCUGGCCUCUCUGCUUACGCUGACGAUGUGGAAAAGAGCAGCCAGGGGAUCCAGGAGCUGCUCGAUGUCGCCAAGCAGGACAUCCCCUUUGACUCCUGGGGGGCUACGCCGCUGGUCCUCAAGGCCACUGCUGGGUUGCGCCUUCUGCCAGGAGAAAAGGCUCAGAAGUUACUGCAGAAGGUGGAAGAAGUGUUCCGAGCAUCCCCGUUCCUGGUCGGGGACGACUGUGUUUCCAUCAUGAACGGUACAGAUGAAGGCGUCUCUGCAUGGAUCACUGUCAACUUCCUCACAGGAUCCCUGCGAGGCCCCGGCCGGCACAGUGCGGGCAUGCUGGACUUGGGCGGAGGGUCCACGCAGAUCACCUUCCUCCCGAGGAUGGAGAGCACACUUCAGAACUCGCCCCCGGGCUACCUGACGUCCCUCCAGAUGUUCAACAGAACCUACACGCUCUACUCGUACAGCUACCUGGGCCUGGGGCUGAUGUCCGCACGGCUGGCGAUCCUGGGUGGCGUGGAGGGGAAGGCGGCCGAGGAUGGAAAGGAACUGGUCAGCCCUUGUUUGUCUCCCGGUUUCAGUGGAGAGUGGGAACACGCGGAAGUGGUGUACCGAAUCUCAGGACCGGCAGCAGGUACCACAGCUGCGAGCCUCCACGAGCUGUGUGCCAGCAGAGUGUCUGCAGUCCUUCGAGACAGAGUGCACAGAACGGACGAGGUGAAGGACGUGGAGUUUUAUGCGUUUUCCUACUAUUACGACCUUGCAGCAAAUGUUGGCCUCAUAGACGCUGAGAAAGGAGGGACUCUCCUCGUCGGGGACUUUGAGGUCGCGGCCAAGUACGUGUGCCGAACAGCGGAGACCCGGCCCCGGAGCAGCCCCUUCGCGUGCAUGGACCUCACCUACAUCAGCCUGCUGCUCCGAGGGCUCGGUUUCCCCGGGAGCAAGGCGCUGAAGCUGACGCGGAAAAUCGACGACGUGGAGACCAGCUGGGCUCUGGGGGCCAUUUUCCACUACAUCGACUCCCUGAGCAGGCGGCAGCGCCCGCACUCAUAGUGGCCCGUCUUGGGGAGAGCAGACCUCGCCGCUCCAGGGACUCUGGGGGAGCACGCCCCCCUACCCCCCCGCCCCAGCUGCAGUCACCGUACUGUGUGCCUGUGACAGGAGCCCUGUGCGUCUCCUCAUUGUGUUCCCCACCCUCCUCUCGGAAGCGACUCUGUGCGAGACUGUCCCUCCAGGACAGCGGUCUGCUUCUCCUGGGCGGGCAGGGCCAGCCAGACCGCAGCCUCGGAGAGGGCUCCCUGGGGAUGGGAAGAGGGCUGGGGGUGUGGCCGUGCCUGCUGAGCCCUGGGGUGCAGUGGCUGCCUCCCUAGGAAGUGCCCGCUGGGCUCGCCAGGGCUGCCCGCGUCCUGUGCCCAGUGCCCCAGUGAAUGUACAAAGAAUUGAACCGGCUGAGCCUCAUGUUCUGAAAUAAAGUGUUGACCAGG
Sorex araneus (European shrew) is the source of this 2096-nucleotide messenger RNA. It is a transcript of the gene ENTPD6, whose product is annotated as ectonucleoside triphosphate diphosphohydrolase 6. The record is from RefSeq and is a predicted model, not a curated record. Gene Ontology annotation, biological process: nucleoside diphosphate catabolic process. Lineage: Eukaryota; Metazoa; Chordata; Mammalia; Eulipotyphla; Soricidae. The coding region runs from base 286 to 1665 and encodes 459 amino acids. Gene Ontology annotation, cellular component: membrane; Golgi apparatus. The transcript is spliced from 15 exons. Gene Ontology annotation, molecular function: UDP phosphatase activity; GDP phosphatase activity.